UAAGAACAGACCAGUGAUGGGUCCUUAGCACAUUCUUUUGUUUACAACCACGUCACCAGGAAACGCAUCCGUCCUCAUCAAAAUGCAGAAACAGGACUCGCAGUACUCUCCUCUUUUCGGGGAAGAGGAGGACAAUUUUAAACAGAGUCAGCCUACUGUUAGGCGUCCUGUAGCGUCGUUCUUUCACCUUUUCUUCCGAACGAGUGCCAUAGUGGCGUAUCUACUGUGCGACAUCUUCAGCGGCCGUUUCAUUGCCUGUAUGGUCACCAUCAUCCUUCUGCUGUCAUGUGACUUCUGGACUGUCAAGAAUGUCUCUGGCAGAUUGCUUGUGGGCCUUCGAUGGUGGAAUCAAGUGGAUGAAGAUGGAAAGAGCCGCUGGAUGUUUGAGUCACGCAAGGCAGAUGGUGGGAACAGUGGGUUUGGUGCUGAAUCGCAGCUCUUCUGGCUGGGACUCAUUGUGUGUCCCCUUUUCUGGGUCGUUUUUCUCUUCAGCACCCUCUUUUCCCUGAACCUCAAGUGGCUGGCCGUGGUGAUCAUGGGUUUAGUUUUACAAUGGGCCAACCUGUACGGUUAUGUCAAAUGCAAACUCGGUGGAAAGUCUAAUCUAAGAAGCAUUGCAACAAGCUACAUCGGCACCCAAAUCUUUAAUCGGGCUAUGAAAGAAAGCAGCGGGUCCUGAAAGCUAAACAAGUGUGGGGACACCAAAUGAAAGUGAGGAGCUCGUCGCUGGAUGUGCCAAAUAUAUUGACUUCAUUAAUAUCCAGAGGGUGUCGGUUCAUUUCCAGAGAAUUCUAGGGGAUUUUAUAAUAUGUAAUAAAAAAGCUUUACCUUCUUCACAGGUGGACUUUUGUGUCAGUGGGGAUUUAUUUAUCUGUUUAUGGCUAAGUCUUAAAAGGCUUUUGGGUAGAAAAGUUUAGUAUUUUUUUGUGAAUUAUGGAGAAAAACACUGUUUUCUUUAAGUGUAUGGAUGCCAUUACUGAAUAUUUUGUUUUUUUAACUAAAAAAAAUGGGUCACUUGGGUGCAUUAAUCAGAUCAACAGACUAUUUCUUGAUUUGACACGAUUUUACAAAAGAAGAGAUAAAAGAACUGUAUUUACGAUUCUUCUCUGAAGUUACCUUGUUGCUAAAGAAAAAAUGAAUUAAUAAAAGUUGUAAAUAAGCA
This is a messenger RNA of Oryzias latipes (Japanese medaka), 1162 nucleotides long. Its product is annotated as Golgi apparatus membrane protein TVP23 homolog B. NCBI's taxonomy places the organism in Eukaryota, Metazoa, Chordata, Actinopteri, Beloniformes, Adrianichthyidae. Gene Ontology annotation, biological process: protein secretion; vesicle-mediated transport. The record is from RefSeq and is a predicted model, not a curated record. Gene Ontology annotation, cellular component: Golgi membrane.